CCCUUCCAUCAAAAUGGCGGCGAGUUCGAAGCGAAGUUUGUAUAAUCCCGCUCCUUCGCAAACGCCACCUCCACAAAUCAGGUAUUUUGGGCUCGUUUGAAAAAUCAUAUCAUAUAGCUUAUCCUAUUUUAAAGCGUCAAUGUCUUAAAUCGUUAGGAAGUCUCUUGCUCAAGGAGUACUUGUCUCGGAGUCAGUAAUAGAUUUUGCAAGCUCUGCAACUGGGAAGUGAGUAUUUGGAGCUGGCUAUAUUUGUAGCAACAUUUUGAGGUCCCUGGUAUGUAUGUAUUUUGUGCGUAGAAUGAAUCUGAGCAGAAAAAGAGUCACAUAUUUUGGCAUGAUCAUGGUUAGACGUUUCCCAGAUAUGAAUUAAUGUUAUCACUGACGUAAUGUAAGACAAUGUAAACAGAAUGGAAACAGCAAUCAACCCAAGACACCUACAUCUUGUAGAAUUAAAGAAGCCAUUGAAAAGAAGAGACAUACAGUCGACUGUCGAUAACUCGAACCUCCUCUAGGAGAGGGAAAUCGAGUUAUCGGGAGUUGUUAGAAGCAAAUAACCUGAAGUAAGCAAAUAAGCAAACAGAUGAGAAGGGGAAAACAAGUAUUAUGCACACAUCACAGGGAUGGACACUGAAUUUGAACUGGAGUGACAUAAAAAGUAACGACAAAGAAUUGACACAUUUGUUUUGAAAUAAAUUCAGUGCUUCGGACUUCUGCUUAAAAAAUAAAACGGUACGCUGUUUUUUUUUUCUGACUUAUUACGGACUUAAAACAUGGUGUGAGUAAUCGAGGGUAAAAUCAUGUAGUAAUACUAUGAAGGGAAACAAAAAGUACUUCGAGUUAGCAGGAGGUUUGAGUUAUCAAGGGUUCGAGUUACCAAGGGUAAAAUUACAGUAAAUGUAUAAAGGAAAUCCAGGGGAAAUAGACUUUGGUUUGAGUUAGCACAAGGCUCGAGUUAGCGAGGGUUUGAGUUAUUGGGAGUCAACUGUAUAUAAGAAAUGUCAAAAAUCACAAUCUCUUCUCUCUGUCGCCAUUUUUUCUUGUCUUCUUUGAUUCAUACGUUUUUUAGAUAUGGACAGGAAAAGGCAUCCAUUCUCAGAAUUAUUUAAUCAUGUUCCCAAGAUCUUGCUAUUUUUAAGAUGGUGGCAGUGUGAAAAACAUUAUGCACCUACCCCCAGUGAUUGAAGUAAUAAAUUUAAUCUCCCUAAACUAGAGUCUUAGUGCCUACAUCUGACCCUGGGGUUGGCCUCCAAGAUGGAUGUUGAAGUAGUAUAACGCUGUUUAUAGCUGUCGGAAUCGGAAAAUGCCACGAGGGCAAUCGGAAACCAAAUUUCUGAUAUUAAUUUGGAGAUGCUCCCUAAUGUUCUGCAGACAUUCACCUGUUGUGACUUACCCUGAACAAAGAGAAACUCAACAGACCUCACCAGUUCUUUUGGUUGAUGCCACAGGCCACCACAAGAGUCCUGACCUUGCUGAGGUCCCUGUUGUUACAGGCAUAAUUAAAUCCCCGGUGAGAGUUGUGUGCCAUUCACCUCGAAGUGUGGGAAGGAAUAGAAAUGGUUUAGAGAAUUCUAGCCUUUUUCAGAGAUCAGAUAAUGUAAACACUGUGACUGGUCAUGUAGAGUCAGGGAGAAGAGUUAAGGUGGCAGGUGUUCCAAGUGUUAAUCUACUUGGCUCCAGUGCAAGAAAGGGAGAUCCAUCACCAUCUCAUUUUAGCCCAGGUUUGCGAUCUUUAAUAAAAUUAAUAAAAAUAUUAUUAAGUCAGAGUAGUCUUGGUUCAAGAGUACAUGCCAUUGGAUCAGUAACAGCAGUCCUUGAUCUUUUCUUCUCUCAAAUUAAAAUGACAGUUAAUAAUAGUAGUUUAGUUGAAAAAUUUUUGAUGAUGACAAUGAUGAUGAUGAUGAUUGAUAAUGAUGAUAAUGAUGAUGAUAAUUGGUAAUAAUAAACUUUAAAAUCAUUGAAAUUUAUCAUGUUAGUCUUUAGUAAAUAACAAUGUUGUCCCUUUAAUGCCUUUUUGGUCCAUAAGUGUAUAAUUGAACUUGAAUCAUUGAGCUCAUAUCAUUGUUACAUUGUCGGGGCUGUUACUGUAAAGCUUUUAAAUUGCUAGGUAUAUGCAGUAUUUUGGUGGGAAAUUGAACAGUCAGGUAGCUCUUUUGCUUCUUUUUUCCUUUUUCUUCCUAUAGAAGCAGGGUUGUCAAUUAACUGGCUGCCGGCAAAAAUCGCCUCCUACUUGGUUAGUAUUGGCUGGCUACUCUGCUUGGCAUCUCUUUACGGAUGGAGUUUUCUAAAUAAAAUAUCCCUUGGCUGGCCACUUACUUUGACAACUCAGCCGUCUAAUUCAAAACUUUCUGAUAACCUGUAGAUUAGAAGUAGCUAGCGGUAAUGCUCAUAAUUAUACUGAGUAGCCAUAGUGACAGCCCUGAUUGUGAUUAAUGUAACACACAAGCUAGGUUUAUCGUGGAGUAAAAAUUAAUGUUAUGAGAUUAUUUAAAAUAAUUAUGAAUAUUUACAGACAGUCUGGCCAGUGAACACUCGAUAGGUGAGAGCCCAUUGGAUCAUGAGAGUUUAGCUACUGAAACAAGAAUUGCUGAGCAGAGGCAAACAAGAGAUGCUUCUCAGUUCAAGAGCUUUUUAGGAGAAGAGGGAUAUCAACCUCCACCACUAUCCUCUAAUUUAUCAACAUCAGAAAUAAAGCAACAGCUUUUUGAUUUCUCAUUAGGUACAGUAUAAAUAAUAAUAUAGAAGUAAAAGAAAGAGUAUUGUUUUGUGACUUUAUUAAACUGUUAACUAAAGGAAAUGGUUCUACAUAGAUGAAGAUGUUAUUCUCAAUUUGAAAAGGUCAGCUUUUGCAGUUUUUAGCUAUCACUGUGUUUCUCACUUCGUAGAUUUUGUCUUGUGAUUUUUCAGUUUAUGCAAUAUGAGCCUUUUGUGGACAAGGAAACUUAGGCUAGUUUUAUCAUAAACUGAAAACCUAUGGUUAAUGUUGGACAGAGAAAUAUGUUGUGUAUGAUGUGUUUAUAAAGUGUUUACCACACCAUCCAAUGGGAUAUUAACAUGUACAAGCAGUGUUUAAAGAAAGUAGUGUCCGAUAGCCCAGGACUAGUGGAUUUUGCUAUUGGGCUUGUGAAUUCUGUUCUUAAAUGAAGUUUUUUGGGGAAUUAAAAUUAAGGAAGAACUGUAAAUCAAUCCUGCUGAUCAAAAUUUCUAUGGGGGCUAGUUGAAACAUGACUCUUGUCUUGAGUAAGUACUUGCCAGCUAACAGCUUGUCUGAAUGGCAAGCUGUAAAAUUGACUUUCUUUGCACCCUGGCAAUAAUCACAUAAGAAGGUUAAAAAAUUUUUGUGAACUUUUCAAGUUAUUUAAUUAUAAUCACUUGACACGACUGUGAAUUAUUUAUCGGAACUGCCAUUUUAUGGCUUAACAGACAGGCGAGAAUUCGCGAAAGCUGUGGGAUCAUGGGUGUACGAUACUGUUCUUACGCUUGAAGAAAGAGAUUUAUUUGAGAACGUUCUUGAAAGCCCUGACAAAAACGAUCAGUUCUUGAAUAUCUUAGGAAAUUUAAAGAUAGAGUCAAAAUACUACACAAUCAAGCAAUCUGGCACGUGCUUUCAAAAAUUUAACACAAGAGGCUUCUCAAUAUUCAAUUGUAAUAUUCGGAGCUUAGGAAAGAAUUUAUGUCUGCUUAAUGAUAUUUUGAUAACCGUGAAGGAAAUGCCUAGCAUUAUAACUAUUUCUGAAACUAAGCUAAACGACAAUAAUCAGCAUCUUCACAAUAUUAAUAUACCUGGUUACAAUUUUGUUGGUGUGAAUUCUAGAACGAAUGCUGGGGGAGUUGGUAUUUACAUAAAACAAAACCUGAAUUUUUUUCGCAGGCGGGACCUAGAGUUUUCUUCUGACGGUUUUGAAACGUGCUUUGUUGAACUACCGAGAGAAAGGCAAAAGAGUAUUAUUAUUAGUUCCAUCUAUAGACAUCCUCACGGCACCGCCGAAAAUUUCUGCGAACUUCUUAGGCAGAAAUUAAAUCAUUUGAACAACUGCGGUUAUGAAGUGUUAUCUUACCAAUAGACAGCAAUAUGUUAGCAUUGACGGUGUGGAAUCUUCUAAACAAACUAUUAAAUGUGGUAUCCCGCAAGGCAGUUCUCUUGGUCCCCUCCUUUUUCUACUAUACAUUAAUGAUAUCCCUAACUGCUCUGAUAAAUUGUCCUUUAGAAUAUUUGCAGAUGAUACCAAUAUUUUUGUGUCUUCCUCAAAUGCCGUGGAAUUACAAAACUUAAUUAACCAUGAAUUAUCCAAAGUUAAAGAAUGGUGUGACUUAAACAAGCUAUCCAUCAACUUAAAGAAAACUAAUUAUAUGAUAAUUAAAUCACCUAAAAAGAAGACAAAUAUAUCAUGGGAUGUAAAAUUAACUAACAAUGAUGGCUCCACCUACGGCUUAGAAAAGAGAACUUACAUAAAAUAUUUGGGCGUACUUAUAGAUGACACGCUAUCAUGGAAACAUCAGGUGUCUUAUUUAUGUACUCGAAUUUCUAGAAACACAGGAAUUGUUGGCAAACUCAGACACUGCACCUCCCUUUUACAACUUAAACAACUAUACUAUAAUCUGAUCUAUCCUUAUAUAUCUUAUGCGAUAACCUCCUGGGGCAGUGCAUUUACUACUCAAAUUAAAAAAAUCCAAACAAAACAAAAUCAUGUUAUCCGCGUUAUGUUCUUUGCCACCUUGUUUGGACCAGAUACAGACAGUGCAUUACCAUUACUUAAUUUAUUGGAUUUACUUACUGUUACAAAUAUCUAUAAACUACAGCUUCUUAACUUCACUCAUCAGUGGCAUUCUAAAAAAUUACCAAAUAUCUUUAAUCAGCAUUUUCGCUAUGCAAGUGAAGUCCAUACAUAUAAUACGAGAUAUGCUUCAAAAAGUAACUUCUACAAACCACGUUCCAGGACCAAUAUUGGAAAGCAAACAACAGCGGCUAUGGCGACCGAAUUGUGGCAACAGCUCCCUACCCAUAUAAAAGACCUUUCAACUUAUAACUUUCCUAAAACAUUAAAAGAAUACUUGUUGGCCGAACAAUUAACUUACUGAAAUUAUUUUAUUUUAAUCAUAUCGUCAUGUACUAUGAUGACUGUUUUCUCUUCUUUUUUUUGCCAUCUAUGUGCUUUCUUUUUUUUUUUUUAUGGUGUGUGUCUUAAGAUGUUUUGUAUGUCUAGUUAUUGUGAUGUCCUGUACAUUCGACACUACUUUCAAAGAACUAGUUGCUAGCUCGAAAACCUUACGGUUAUCUAGCCGCUAGGCAUUUCCUUCUAUGUAAUAAUAUUUAGUUUAAAUUGUAAUUGAAUAUUCUACGUGUUAAGUUACUAAUUAUUCAAUAAGUUUGACAAACCCUGUAAUGGAAAUGUGAAUAAAGUGUUGUUGUUUUGUUGUUUGCUUUAUCGAGUGAAUAUAUGACUUAUUUAGUUCCAGAUGUUUCAGCAAGCUGUAAAAUUGACUUUCUUUGCAAUAGUUAUAAAAAUAGGUUAAAACAUUUUUAUGAACUUUAUUGACUAAAUAUAUCACCUGUUUAGUUCCAGAUGUUUCUUCACAAACUGGAGAUGGUGAUCAGUCUAAUAUGUAAGUGCUGUAGACAAAUGAAAAACUUUUAGAUCAGAUUCUGAUCAUGUAAAGUCCUUUGAUUCAUAGAUGGCUAAACUUUGAUUACCUCAGGAUUGUUGUGUGAUUACCCAAAGCCAUUUCAUAACACAGCUAAGGGAAGUGGUCAAAACAGGUGUAGUAGAUGAGGACCUGUAUCAACAUGUACCUUGACCAGGGGUGUAUAGGGCUACGCAAUAUGCCACCCACGUGUGGAAACUGAUGGACUAAAACUUUUGCCGUGAAAACCUGAGAUAAGAAUAAUAUAUGGAAAUAUAUACUGUAGUUCUUUCAGUUGUUUUAGUUGUACAAGUAUGUUGGAGACUGCUAAUGUGAGGCAAUAACGUUUUCACAGUUUAAAAUUCAAAGUAAACUUCAAGUUUUACAAAUUGGAUAUUUUUUUUGAGGCUUAGUCAAUCACAGUUGAAGCGUUUUCCAUUAUUGUUUUCUACUUUCUUGUGUUUAUAUUAUGUAGGCAAAAAUAAGAUUAUUGAAAUAAAUAAAAGUGCUGAUUUUGUUGGCUUCUUUUCAGUUUACCAGGUGACGAAAGACCAAAUUCGAAAUUGAAGAAAAAGAAACAGAAGACUGGUGAGGUCUAAACCCAAUCAAUAUUUCAAAAUUGAUUAUUUAUUAUAAAAACCUGCGAGACUUAUUUCCUCUCGAUCCAUGCUUUCAAUUUUGCAUACAAACAAACAAAAACAACAACAACAACAAUCUUCAAUGAAUUUCAGGCAACAAGUUAAAUUAAUGUUCAUUUUUACUUUUCAGCUCGUAUUGUUCCCUCCAGGUACAUGGAGAAAGCAAAGGUCACAAAAAAGGCAGCGGGAAAGGUAUCAGAAAGACUUGAAUCAUGUUUCAUUGUAUUUCAUACCAAAUUUUGAAUUAUCCCAAGGCGGUGUUGAGACUGGUCCUAGGCUAGUGACUACAAGUAACUGCUCACAGCCGGCGGAAUUCCGCCAUUUGCUGGCUUCUGUUAAGAAACCUGUGCUUAAGACCCAUUCCCUGCAUUUAUAUUCUUUGUAUGGUUCUAAUGCUUCAUUCACAGGAGGUUUCACUGCCCACUAAGAAGAAAGUCAAGGCACAAACAGCAGCGCCUAAAUCUAGAGAUCAGUCCUUAAUCCACUCACACUCAUAUGACAGCGGCCUGAACUUAGGUGUCAAUACACCUUUUGUGCGACACACAUCACAACAGAAAGGCUUAGUGACUUCCACUCCAGCUGACGGCAUGGUUGGUGUUGACCCCCCUGCUCACAUGGCAGCCCCCACCCCUAUCUUACCACAGGGAAUCCCAACAUCUACCCGUGUCCAUGGUGGAGGUGCUGCAGCUGUUAAAAAAGUCGCUCGUGAUAAAUCUAAAUCGCAAGCUGCAGUUGUAACGAAGAAACAAGCUAUCAAGUCGACAGGUAAACGUCAUAAAUAAAGACAAAUUUAACAUUGCUACAACUGAGCAGGGAAGGAGUGUCUAUUGGUAGUGAUCACAAAUAAAAGAAAGACUCUUCACAAAUCGAUACUGUUUCACAGCUGCAAAGAACCGUCGGUCAUCGGACAGGGAGCUUAAGCAACGGCGACGAUGACGUCAACGAGAACGGCAAAAAGUAAUCAGUAGCUUUAGAUUCACAAAACAGAAACUUUGGGCGUACAUCACGAUUUGCCGUUGUUGCACGACUACGACGUGGCAAUUCAUAAUUUCACGUUUUGUAGAAGACCUGAACACAAGACAAUGAUUUUCUCAUGCUAUAUUUAAACCUACAGAUACAGUCCUUUCAGCAGAAUUCAACUUCAGUAAAAAAUCACCAGCGUUUAACAAGAUUUAGCUCUACGGAAUAAGAGCGAUGAAGUAUGAACCAGCGCGAAUUCACCUUUUAAGAGUUGUUUCGACACCGUCAUCGUCUUCGUUGCUUAAAUUCCAUUAUUCCCGUGUAAAAUUGGUGCAUGUCCAAAAAAAUUUCAUCUGUGGUCGGACACGAUGUAUGGACAAAGUUCAUACCAAAGACAAUCUAAUAUCUGAUGCCUAGACUAACACAAUCCACCUUGAUCACAUGUCAACUGUCACAUCAACGAAGUUAGACAGUUUUGUAAGGAAUAUUUGACUGUAGCCCGUUCGCCAGCGAAUCCCGCGCUUACCAUGCACAUUUUCAGUAAAGUCGCGUAAUGCCUCUUUAAUUGAAUCUGACCUUACUUUGUGCUUGGUCUGACCAAAAUGGUUGACUAAGCCAGACGUAUGUUAAGAAAGAAAAAUUAUUUGCAGCUUUGUUUCAGCUCUACAUGUAUAAUUACAACAUAGCUGUUCCUCUCUUCAGUGAUUAUCGGUAAUACUUCAAUAUUACAUAUUGCUCCAGCGAGCUGAUUGUGUCUUUUGAUGGUGUUAUGUCGUGAAAAUCACCUGUAAACAUUGCUUUUUUAUAUAUCUUAUGGCUCAUCUCAAGCUCAUUCACUGCAAGCAGAUCAUGUGACAGCAAAGCCUCCAGUUCCAUCUGAGGUAGGAUCUAGCAAUGAGUAACAUUGAUGUGUAACUUCUGCUACUCACACGCUUUCUGUACUGUUGUGCAGAGAUGGCGCAGACAUGAAAGCACUCGCCUCUUACCUUUGUAGCCUGAGUUCAAAUCCCGGAAGCGACGUCAUAUGUGGGUCGAUUUUGUUGUUAGUUGUUUUCUUUACUCUAACAGGGUCUUCUCCGCUGGGUUUGUUCAGUUUUCCCUUCACCUCAGCAACCAUUAUGUCCAAAUUCCAAUUCGAUCUUUGAAGGUGUCUCAAAGACAAAUUAGUCUGGGACACUUAAAGGGCGACAGGCUGGGUUAAUAUUUGCUGGAUAUGUGCCGCUGGCCUCUCAGAGCCCCUCAUUAUAGUCUAUUCUGUAGCCAUCUUAUAGACCGCCUCUUAGUAAAUGUGGGAAGAAGUAAAUUUUGCAAUCCUAACUUAGUCGCUUGCUGUUUAUGCAUCUACCUUAUAAAGCCUUUUUACUUGGUCAUCCUGAAAUGAACUGGCGCAUUUGUUAAACUUGGUGCGGUGUAAAUCUUUCUAUUUUUAAAUCCCUACAUACAUGUACCUAAAUUUUCUGACCCCCAAAAUCCUGAAAGUGUGUGUCCCCAUUCUAGUAACUCCUAUAAAAUUGCAAGCCCAUAAUAGCCAAUCCGGUCGUGAAAAUGCGACCCCAUCCGGCGUCCCACACCCAUUAGCCUACUACUAGAAAGUACCCCGCCCCUCACCCCCCAACCGACAGGUAGAUAAGUCUUUCACCCUCUCUAAAUAACAUUAGUUUAGUUAAAAAGUUUCAGUUUCUUAGCUGUAUUGUUUGAGGGUUGAGUGUACACAGCGUAAAAACCUACCUGCUGCUAGUAGGAAAAUUUAUCGCAUUUACUACGAUGUGUUUCAGGUUAUUCAUACAUCCUCGGAAAUGGAUCAGGAUAUCUCACAACGCCAACUUGAACUUCAGUAUUCAAGGGUUGUGCAAGCUGCUUUUUUGUAUUCAAGGGUAAGACUUUCAAUUUUGAUUUCGUAUCGGGGGAAGUUAAAAUUGCCUCCCUCUUGCAAACGUUUCUGCGCAUAACUUAUUUGGUAAAAACCGCUAUUUUCAAGAAAAACGUACCAAAUUCCACUGAAUCUCAUGAACACUAGUUGAUCUGCAUGACAAGGCGAAGAAGUUUCCGUCCCCCAAAGGAUGAUGUUAAUCUAGGGCAGCUUGCGUUGCGCCUUGGGGGAUCACAUGGGCCUCGUGUCCCCUUCUUUCCGUGGUCCCGCGUUUGUGAGGCAAAUCCCCCUUUUCAGAACGUGUCUUAAUCACUUUGCGACUUUUGUUUGUUUGUUUUUAUUUUUUCCUUUUUUGCAGCUGAAGCAUUCAUUUUCCCAGAAAGAAAAAGAUGCCCAGGUAGCUUUCUCAUUAAAUGAAAUUAUCUCGCGUUUUAGAUACUAUUUACUUUAAUUUAUACAUCUAGUAUAAACCUUGUCUUAUCGCGUUUUAGGUUCAGAUGUACUCGGUAUGGCAAGAGAAAGAGAAACUACAACGCGAAGUAGCCAACCUGGAGUUACAACUGAAAAUGAAAACUAAAAUUGCCGAACUAGAUAAACAGAUACAGCUUCAGGUAUGGCGGAUACAUCAUUUGCUUUCUUUGUUGGUGCAUGAGUGACUUCGAGCGGGGUUUUAGAUGAAUGUCGAAUCGUUGGUCGAAACUGAUUUAGCGAUUGUAAUGCCUGGGUUUUUCGCGCCACUUCUAGCAACCGAUGAUAAAAUGGAACAAGUUUUCCCGCGCCCAAGGCCGGCCACAUGUGUUUGGUUCGAGUUCUCAUUGGUUCUUUGAAUCACUUGCCUUUCCAUGAUUGGCCAAUCAGAGAAAGCGUUAUUCCGCUCAAAUGAAAAAAGCUCCAACUUCCAUUUCUUUUAAGUACAUGAUGUGCGAUGUCCUUUCAUUAUUUUCAUUCUCACACAAGCACCUGAAAGUCCAGUUCCUCUACAGUCUUAUUCAACUACUUUUCAAUCUGUGACUGGAGCUGGGACUUCCGGCACAGGAGAUUUAAAAAACUGUUCAUCCUUAUUCGAACCUUGUGUAGUUUGACAUGCAAAGGUUCAUUCCCCUCACAUCCACAAGGUCAACUGUCAGCAGCGGCCAUUCUUCUGCCCUGCUGCUGCCCAUUUAUUCAUUCAUUCAUUCUUGUGUCGGCAACUGUCUCUAGACUGCGUCCCAGUUGCCAAGAAAACAUUUCCAAAAGGGACAUUUUAAAACGACAGAUGUACAAACUGCUGCACUUUAUACUGUGCCCUAGUGAGCUUAGUCACCGUUUUUUUUCUUUUAAAUCAGUUUUAUUCUAAAUACUUGGUCUCUGUUUUAUUGAUAUAAUUAUUUUGUUUGGGUCACGUAUUAAUGUGCUAUACUAAGCAUUUGCAAAACUGAUGUGACCUUGUGACUUUCCCUCUAGGCCCAGUCUCCAGCCUCGGGUGUCUCGAUGCGCCCACGGUUCUCCCAACCGCGGGCCCAUCGAGACACCCACUGCAGGAGGCUGAGCUUAAACCCCCCCUCUCCCGCCCCCAAAAAAAGAAAUAGUAAAAAGAAACUUGGCUGCUUACUCCCCAUAUUGUCCACUCUAAUACUUCUUAGCUGUAAAGGCCGAAUUUGUUUUCGGGUAUUUUGUGUUUUGCAGAUGUCAGGACUGAAGCCGAUCGGCUCCAACAUGCUCAAGUUGAUCUUAGAGUACAGUAAACUAGCUGCAGCAUUAGACACCACCAGACAUCACAUGUCUGUUAAUGGAGUCUUUCUACCUGAUAACCAUGGUAUGAAUUCCGAUUAAAGUAGUGAAAUAUAAAAGAUUGACUUUGUAGGGGUAACAAAUUACAGGUAACCCAAUAGUUUACAUGAAGACCCACGAAUACUGAAGGGCAGAGACAAAUAAUUGAAAUAAACAUAUAUGGUUAAGAUUCCCAACUGGCCGGAGGCAAACGAGUUGACUAUUUACAAGCGUGACCUAGAAGUUGCACUCUGGACUACUGAGAACAAAUCCAGCUCGCGAUUAGAGCGGGGAUUGAACUCGGAGCCUCUCGAUUGCAAUUCCAGCGCUCUAACUGCUCAGCCAUGCUGCCUUCACUGAUUUAUAUAGCGGUUAAUAUGACAUACAUUUGGGUGUUAUAGCCGUUUUUGCUUGAGUGUCAGAAAAUCAAACCCGAAGGAAUUACUAUAUCGUAAACCUACCCGUAUGGUACCCGUAUGUACCCGUGUGGUGUUUUGGUCACGAUCCUUUACCUAACAUCAUUAGUUGGUACCCUUUGGUCAGGGUAAUGAAUUGUAGGAAAGAUGCCGACUAAUUAACAAUUAUUCCUUGAGCCCGAAUGGGCUCUGAGUCAAUAGCCCAUGAGGCAGAAGGCCAAAUGGGCUAUUGACUCAGAGGACAUGAGGGUGAGAGCAAUAAUUGUUUUAGUAAAAUCCAACUAGUUGGUCAAAAAUAUCGAGAAUAAAAAAAAUUUAGCUGCUUAAGCUAGACUUCAAUCUUUUUUUUGCCGCCAAAAAGCCGGCGCUUUUCGCUACUAGUGGGCUAUGUCAUAUAGCCUAGUAGUAGCUCAACCAAUCAGAACGCAGCACUGAUAAUAGACCACUAGCUGGAUUUUACUAAUAUGUUUUACUUCUUUAACUUACUCUUUUCGAUUUAGAAAUUAAGUACAGUAAGUUUGUAGGCGUGUUAUUUUAGACAAAGAUUGACUUUAGCUCUUGAUCCUUCAUAUUGUAGACGAGCUCUUCGCUGUACUGGAUGAGAGUGAAAGGCUGUUGGGAGAAAUUGAUGAGCUUACGAAGCAUAAGCAGCAGAAGGUGAGUUAGAAACGAAUGUAGUGUAUCAUUAUACGAGGAGAACGAAAACACACUAAACAUACAAACAGCUUUUAUAAACAAACAAAUGACUGGUAAUUGCUUUAACAUACUGGGCUAUAGAAUUUUCCUUUGAAGUAUUACCGUAUUAAUCAUAACUAUAACAAAAUUCUCAAAUCUGAUUGGCUAUCAACUGCCCUGAUUUCAGCCUUAAUUGGACAAUUUAAUAGGACAGUACGCGUCAUGCCUAAGUAAUUGGACAGUACGCGCCAUCAAGCACGCGCUUAAAUGGCUUUUUUUCAUUACUAGCAUAAAAAAAAAAAUUGGAAUUUCUUCUGUUUUGAUUUAAAAAAAGGGCUUACAUAUCACAAAUUUUGUUACAGUUAUGAUUAAUUGGUAACCGAACUUCGUGUCGUCCAAUUCAGUCUGUAAUCAUACUCGUGAUUAAACAAAUCGGACUCCCGCUACGCGGUAGUCCGAUUUUGUUAAUCACUCGUAUGAUUACAGACCGAAUUGGACUCCACUCAGUCCUGUUACCAUUACUUAUUCGAUUAAACGCCGCCCUCGAAUAAACGCCACACUUAAUCAGAAGAAUGCGGCGUUUACUCGAAUAUAAUAAGAAAAACCUCGGUACAAGUUGGUAAUUUACAUCAUCCAGACAUUUAUGAUUCUAUCUCAGCAAAAUAAGGGAGACACUGGAAUCUUCAAAUUACAUAAUAUUUACAAACGAUUUACGAUAAAUGUUGUCAGUGAUUGAAAAAAAAGUGAUUUCGAAAUAAACGCCGCCCUUGAAGAAACGCCGCAUUGGAAAUGCUAAAAAUUUUAUAAACGCCGCGGCGUGUAAUCGAAUAAAUACGGUAUUUUCACAUGCCAAAUCUGAAGAACUUUAAGAGUUUUGCAGGAAGGCAGGAAGGCAAACUAAUUGGAGGUUUGUGAACAGUGAACGUAGAAAAUGUUAGUCAAGAACCAAUCAUUCAGCAUUAGCAUCCAAUUCAUCCUUAUAGCUUGCAUAUCAAAAUAUUCUGAUGUUUGCUAGGUCGACUUUGAUCAACGUAGCACGCGUUGCAUUUACAGCAGUAUUCAAGGCAAAUUUACAGAGUGUCGUAUUCCGGCCGGUACCGUAUGUAGUGCAAUGUUUAAUGUAUUCAUUCUGCAAUCAUUCAGGUUGAUUCAUUUGCUAAGGAAAUGGAAGGAUUGUCAAAAACUGUUGAAUCAGAAAUUCAGGAACAGAAACGGUAAGUCGUAACUGACUAGAAUUGUUAAAACAUCGAAAUUCGUUCAAACUUGCUCCUUUAAUAUCUCCUGUAGUAAUGGAUUAUCUUGUCUGUAUAUUUUUAUGAAGGUGUGGUGAGCUGUUAGCUGCUGCGUCCACACUGAGCACCCAAGAACGCAGUCUACAGGCUCAAACUAUCAUGGCUGGAUUAUGA
This is a messenger RNA of Porites lobata, 13333 nucleotides long. Lineage: Eukaryota; Metazoa; Cnidaria; Anthozoa; Scleractinia; Poritidae. The record is from the annotation of a GenBank genome assembly.